AUGGGUUGCCAUCACAAAGCCAAAGUGGAUUUCUCCGGUGUGGUGUGCCUGCCCCCUUCCGUCAUUGCUGGAAAUGGGCUGGACGGAGGAGGGGCUGGCGAAAAUGACGAUGAGCCAGUGCUGGUGUCACUUUCGGCGGCCCCCAGCCCUCAGAGCGAAGCUGUUGCCAAUGAGCUGCAGGAGCUCUCCUUGCAGCCCGAGCUGACCCUGAACAUCCAUCAUGGCCGGAAUCCCAACCUUCCUCCACUCAGUGAAAGGAAGAAUGUGCUGCAGUUGAAGCUCCAGCAGCGACGCACACGGGAGGAGCUGGUGAGCCAAGGGAUCAUGCCGCCUCUGAAAAGUCCAGCUGCAUUUCAUGAACAAAGGAGGAGUUUGGAACGGGCCAGGACAGAGGACUAUUUGAAACGGAAAAUCCGGUCCCGGCCAGAGAGAUCAGAGCUGGUUAGGAUGCACAUUCUGGAAGAGACCUCAGCUGAACCCUCCUUGCAGGCUAAGCAGCUGAAGCUGAAGAGAGCCAGGCUGGCUGAUGACCUCAAUGAGAAGAUAGCACAGAGGCCAGGUCCCAUGGAGCUUGUGGAGAAGAACAUCUUGCCUGUGGAGUCCAGCCUGAAGGAAGCCAUUAUAGUUGGACAAGUGAACUACCCGAAGGUUGCAGACAAUUCCUCUUUUGAUGAGGACAGCAGUGAUGCCCUCUCCCCAGAACAGCCAGCCAGCCAUGAGUCCCAGGGCUCUGUCCCAUCGCCAAUGGACUCCCGGAUUUGUGAGCCUCUCUCUAACACCACUGGCACAUCACUAGCUCAGGGUACGUCCCAAUUGCAGAUUAGUGCAGACUCCAACGAAACGCUUUUCCUACCUGAACAGCCACCCCCACCUCUGCCACCUCCUCCUCUCCUGCCCCCUAAUCUUACCAAUGGAGCGGCUCUUCCUGCUGCCAAGCCCACACCAACUCUCAUUAAGCAAAGCCAACCCAAGUCUGCUAGUGAGAAAUCUCAGCGCAGUAAAAAAGCCAAGGAAUUGAAGCCGAAAGUCAAGAAGCUUAAAUAUCAUCAGUAUAUCCCCCCGGACCAAAAGCAGGACAAAGGAGCUCCUCCCAUGGAUUCAUCCUAUGCCAAAAUACUGCAGCAGCAGCAGCUCUUUCUCCAGCUUCAGAUCCUCAACCAGCAGCAGCAGCAGCACUACAACUAUCAGACCAUCCUGCCAGCGCCACCAAAGCCUCCAGGUGAGCAGCAGAGUGGUACCAGCGCCCCUGCAGUACGCAAUCUCUCUGCCACAGUCAGCACCACAUCUUCAGUAUCGUCCGGUUCCAGUGGGCUGAUGCGACAAAACAGUAAUGCUGCAGUGGGCAAGCCGGGCCCUCUCCCUGCCAACCUAGAUGAGAUGAAGGUGGCAGAGCUGAAGCAAGAGUUGAAGCUGAGGGCCUUGCCUGUCUCGGGCACAAAGACGGACCUGAUUGAGCGUCUCCGAGCUUACCAAGAGCAGAACAGUGCAGCUGGCCAAACAGCCCCUAACCCGAAACCCAGCACAGCAGCCAUUCUCCCCAAAGCUGCCGAAGUGGUGGUGGCCUUUCCAGCUGCUAGGCUGAGCACAGGGCCAGCCCUGGUCACCACUGGCAUUGCGCCAGCAGAAGUAGUUGUGGCCACGGUCACCAGUGGCGGCGUGAUGAAGUUUGGCAGCACAGGCUCAACUCCCCCUGUUUCUCCUACUCCUUCUGAGCGCUCACAGAUUAGCACAGGGGAUGAGAACUCGGCCACCGGAGACACCUUUGGGGAGAUGGUGACUUCUCCCCUGACCCAGCUGACCCUGCAAGCAUCUCCAGUGCAGUUCCUGGUGAAGGAAGAAAGCUCCAAGGCUGCCUCCUGCAGUGUAAGCGCGGCACCCAGGUCAGAGCGGUGCAGCACUGGUAACAGCAGAGACACAGAAGUUCGGGACAAAGACCAGAUGCUGCAGGAGAAGGACAAGCAGAUCGAGGAACUCACCCGUAUGCUGAAGCAGAAGCAGCAGCUGGUUGAGAUGCUUAGGUUACAGCUAGAGCAGGAGAAGCGCUCUCAGCAGUCACUAGCGGCCCCAGCUGCUGCAGUAGAAGGAGCAGCCCUUCCCUCCAACCCAGUAGCAUUCGGCAUCCAGGUCAAGAGUGAAAACGGUUUCCUAAGUUGCCAGUCUGCAAAGCAAUCCAGUGGCCAAACAGACCAAUUCAGCCCUGCACCAACCGCUAGCCAAAUGGACACUUCGGAUCCAAGCACAGUGCCAAAGAAAGCCGUGAUGGUGAAGCAAGAGGUGCCAGCCACGGAAGCAGAGCCGCCAUGCCAGUCCCACAGCCCGCGGCUUUUCCUUGGCCAGCCAGGGAGCGCCCUGAGCGACCUCAUCAAGGGUACCCCUCCCCCCACCCUCAUCACCAAUUCCACAGGGACCCACAUCGUCCUCACCGUGACCAAGCAGAGCGCCGAGAGGCAGGGCCUCUCGCCCCACGGGAAGGCGGGGAGUAGCUGCCCAGCCUUGCAGAGAGUACAAUCAUCGCCCACUAAAACUUCCAGCCAACCGCAGUGUCAGCUACCUGCAAGCACCCCUCAGCAGCCCACACAGCAGCAGCAGCAGCCCACAAAGCAGCAGCCCAGAGGACUAAACCAAUCUGUCAGAAAGGGUCAGAAGCCAGGCCUGCAGGUGGUCACGGGGCAGCUGCCCCACACCAUAUUGUCUUUCUCAGCACCUCCAAGCCUGCAGCCCUUCUUCCUCAACGGUUUCCACAAAGGGUCCCUGAAAACUGGUGCUCCUGGCAAAACCGGCCAACCCAGUGUGCCAAAAAAGCCCUCGUCACAGCCCAGCUCUCCUGCUGCCCGUUCCCCAUCCCAGAUGGACCUGGAGCAACAACAGCACCCGUCGCUUUUUGGAACUCCUCCACCUCCUCUCCCUGUUCCCUCGGUCCCAAUGAAAGAGCCUCCAGGCUAUGAAGAGGCGAUGAAGCAACAGCCAAAAGCCCAGGAGGAGAAUGGCUGUUCCAGCCAGCAGAUGGACGACCUGUUUGACAUUCUCAUCGAAAGUGGGGAGAUUUCUGCUGACUUCAAGGAUCAGUCAUCGCCAGCUGGGAAAGAACCAUCUGUGGCCCCAGCCUCCUCCUCGCCGCCCAGCAGCCACCAUUCCUCAGAGCUGGCGGUGCCAGUGUCACUGGGGCAGCCAGUGCCCGUGGGCCGGCUGGAGGACUUCCUGGAGAGCAGCACUGGCCUCCCCCUGCUGACAGCAGGCCACGAUGGGCCAGAGCCUUUGUCCCUGAUUGAUGACCUCCACAGUGAGAUGCUGAGCAGCUCGGCCAUCCUGGACCACCCGCCUUCACCAAUGGACACCUCGGAAUUGCACUUUGCUCACGAGCCGGCCGGGGGCAUAGCCCUGGAUCUGGCUGAGGCUAACUUGGACAGCAUGGACUGGCUGGAGCUGCCGGGGGGGCCUGUCAUGAGCCUGGCUCCCCUUAGCACUGCUGCUCCCAGCCUCUUUUCCACAGACUUCCUUGAUGGACAUGAUCUGCAGCUGCACUGGGAUUCUUGCUUGUAACUCUGUGAGCAGAGACUGAAGGGAAUGGGUGUGGGAGGGCACGGGCGCGUGGUGGGGGGAAGAGGCCAGUCAGCCAAAAAAAAAGAAAAGCAGCUCCUAGUAUUUGUACUCCUCCCCCAACAGUGACCUUCCUGCGUGAAGCCGGCAGCCCGGCAGCAAAGGCAGACCUGCUGCUUGAGUCACUGCUGCCAGGGCAGUGGGCAGGCUGGGCAGGGAGAAGGGCUGCUGGAGGGGGAGAGCUCUGGGGCUGGCGGCCUCCUGCCCCUCUCCCUGCAGCCUGCUGGGAGCUGGGGUGAGAAGGGAGCCAGCGCCCGGGGUGGCAUGCCGUAGGGUGGGAGCUCUGUCAUGCCUCGCAGCAUGACGUGGUGUGACUGGGCCUGUGUCCCCCGUCCCUGGGAAGCAGCGCCUCGCUCCGUGCCGGGAUUGGCAAAUAAAGGGGGUUUAUGCUGUCCCAGGACAGUUGAUUUAACGGUUGUGGAAGGGGAUUCUACCUCUGGAGCGGUGCGUAAAGGAGGGGGCUUGCGGGGCUGGGAGUGCUGAAGGGCUGCCUGCUGCCCCGCGUGCCGUCUAUAAGGGGCAGGGGGCAGGUCUGCCACAGGGCUGAGCGAGGAGUUAGGUGGAACAGGCACCUUGUCCCAACGUAGCCAAAGGGAACCAGGGUUCCCCACCAACCAUGCUAACGUCUAAGCUGGUUUCCCACAUAUUGCUGAGCUUGGCAGAGGCCUGCCUACUUGCGACACUUGCUUUGGGCUGCAAAAGGUGCUAAAAAUCCAGGUCCUUAUAUGUUAAAUCUGUCUUUCGCUGCCUCAGACCUCUGGCUGUACCUGGAGCCCAAGCUUCGGGCACCCUCACCUUUGGCUUCCAGCUCAUUCCCAGUCAGCUUGCUUGUGACAGCCCUGGGGUGCCCCACCCCCC
Molecule: messenger RNA, 4455 nt
Organism: Struthio camelus australis
Lineage: Eukaryota; Metazoa; Chordata; Aves; Struthioniformes; Struthionidae
Gene: MRTFA
Product: myocardin related transcription factor A
Biological process (GO): positive regulation of transcription by RNA polymerase II; smooth muscle cell differentiation
Cellular component (GO): nucleus
Molecular function (GO): transcription coactivator activity
Source: RefSeq, a predicted model, not a curated record